Molecule: messenger RNA, 2452 nt
Organism: Amyelois transitella
Lineage: Eukaryota; Metazoa; Arthropoda; Insecta; Lepidoptera; Pyralidae
Product: F-box/LRR-repeat protein fbxl-1
Exons: 2
Coding region: 288-1346 (352 amino acids)
Molecular function (GO): protein binding
Source: RefSeq, a predicted model, not a curated record
UUAAAAAUUGCCUAAAAAAAAGCUUACAAAAAUAGUAUCACAAAAUGAGUUAUUUUUAAUUUACAUUUUUUUGUUGAUUCCUAUUAUAAAUAUUAUAAAAUGCAGUAUUCUAUUCUCAACGAAAAGUAUUACUUAUUGAAGAAUUUUUUGUGUUAUGAACAUUGUUUCUAUAAUUAGAGCAAAGUUUACAUAAAUUAUGAUUUUACUAAAGCAAACAACACGAUUUUCUCCAUUAAGAAAGAAGCAAAUCAAAAGAACGGCUGAAGUGUGGUCUAACAAUACUGAGGAUGGUGCACCUCGAAAUGACAGGAGUCCAAUUAGGCAACAAUGCUCUUACCAUAAGUGACCUCCCAAAUGAAUUACUAAUAUACAUAUUUUCUAUGAUCGAUUUUGAGUCUCUGCUGGCUGUGGCGAAGGUUUGCAUGCGGUGGCAGCAGCUUUGUUUGACUCCAUGUGUAUGGGAUAACACCAAGCUGAUUGUAUGUAUGAAAAAUUAUGUGAGUAUCAGAGAAAGCAUUGUGCCUUUUGUGGCAAAGUAUUUAAAGAAUGUAAAAUUGCAGUAUUUCAAGCUGUAUUCACAAGUCAGGUCUUCCCUAAUCAGCUAUUGUCCAAAUUUGACUCAUUUAGAAAUAAGUAUAUCACAAGUUGAUAGCUGUAUUUUUGAUGACCUUGGCCACUGGCCCAACUUGAAAUUCUUGAGCUUUCGUAACUCUCUGAUUGUACAGAAUCCAGAGAAUGCUAAUGGCAAUUUUGUUUAUCAUUUACCAUUUGAGAAAUUACGAAAUUUAGAGACCCUUGUUUUGUCAAACUUUGCAUUAACACCCAGUAGCCUGUACAGUAUGCUGCAAUGUCCAAAUUUAGUGAGCAUUAAUAUGGAGAAGAUGAAGAAUAUUCCUGCAGAUUUCCUGGAAUCUCUACUUGUGAGAAAACAGAGUUCCUUGAGAGCUUUGCACAUCUAUGGGGAUACUCUGAAUGAUGAUAUAAUGCGGCAUAUUUCCACCUGCAAAGUGUUGCAAGUGCUCCACAUAAUGACAUGUAAAACACUGUUUGACUCUAGUUUGCUGCACUUGUACAGGCUUAAAAACAUACAUUCACUGAAGUUGCGGCAUGGUUAUUUCUCCACUAGCGCAUUACUUGCAUAUUUCUCCAGCAACAUGUUUCAGCACUUGACAUACCUUAGUCUCUCGAGAUGCCUCCAUGUAACCAUGCAAGUUGCUAAGGCAAUAAAAGCUAGUGCUCCAAACCUGAAGGAACUCUCAUUCUACCUGUGCCCAUUCAUUAUAGGCCCAGAUUUUAAUAGGUCAGAAUUAGAGAAAAUGUUUGACAUCCAAUUGCUCCUUGAUUGAAACUCAUGUUAAGGAACAGAAGCAGCUUAGAUAUCCGUCCACCUUUACAAAUGUAUUUAUUCAAAGAACUACAGCUAUUUAACAUGAUGAAGAUUAUGAAUCAGAAGUUUAGUGGUUAAAAUCAAUCAAGUUUCUGCAUUAGGGUUUAACAUGAUAUUAUGAUGUUUCUUUUGAUUGAUGUAUUGAAUCAGUUUAUAAAAUGUGAUCUAUCUUUUCACAUUUUGUUUAUACCCAUAGCCAAAACAUAUAAUUAUAAAGUGUAAUGUGGUUAAAUAAUUUGUAAAAAAAAGGGUGUGUAACCACUAUAUAAUACAGGCUUGGUGAUGAUUGUGGCCUCCAUGACAAAGUCAUAUUUUUUUAAAUUAUUUAAAUAAUAUUGAAUUUAGUAUGUAGGGUAGGAUAACUGUUGCUAAUGUGUCAACUAAUGCUUUAGUUUGAAAUUUAUUAUUUACAGUAUUUAAAAGGUUGAGUUUUGUUUUCAAGACUAUAUAAUAUAAUAGAAAGACUCACUACUGUCCCGAUGGCCACUGCCUAGAGGAAGUAUUGAGGACAGUCAAUUAAAUAAGAAGUGCCUUACAGGGGUUCCUACUGGAACAUUGAUAAAGCGAAUUUGAAAAGCGGCAAAAUUUUCGAAUAUUAAUUUAUUUUGUAGAAUUAUAAAAAUUUUAUUUGAAUAUUACUGUAAUGAUUUGGUUUUUUAAUUUUGAAACAUGUUAUAGUCAGAUUUUUUCCACAAUACAACAUUGUUUCAUACUUAUUUAAUAACAGUAUGUUUUUUUAUAUGUGACCCAUCAUACACUCCUUAUGAAAUGCAAUUUCUAAUAUUAUUCCAAUUCUUGUUAGCAAAGAUGAUUUAAGUAGCUGUGAUCUUUGUGUAAGUCAUUCUCUGCCAUUGUUAUGUUUUAAUAUACCAGGUAAAACAUGUUUCCUAAAUUUUAAAAUAAAACUAAAACAUUACAGUCAUAUUACGGCAUAAGGCUAGGCAAAAUAUCUGUAUUAUCUACUUAGCGUGUAAAGUAUUCAAUGUGAUUUAAUAGUUGAUUAUUGUAUUUGUUUGUGCUGUUUUAAUAUCAUACACCUGCAAUAAAAAUAUAUUUUCAACAAUA